This is a messenger RNA of Lactuca sativa (garden lettuce), 932 nucleotides long. Its product is annotated as ethylene-responsive transcription factor RAP2-3. Gene Ontology annotation, biological process: ethylene-activated signaling pathway; regulation of DNA-templated transcription. Gene Ontology annotation, molecular function: DNA-binding transcription factor activity; DNA binding. The record is from RefSeq and is a predicted model, not a curated record. Lineage: Eukaryota; Viridiplantae; Streptophyta; Magnoliopsida; Asterales; Asteraceae.
CUCAUAAUCUAAUGAUUUUAUAUUUCCGAUUUUCCUUCCUUCUGUGCUAUUCUUCUCUCUCUAGCAAACAGCAAAAAUGUGCGGCGGAGCUGUCAUCUCCGACAUCGAUCCGUUCGUAAAACGAAGCCGGAAAGUAAACGCCAAUGAUCUCUGGAACGAGCUCGACACCUACAAUCGCUUCGCCUGGAAUAUAAAGCCACCGUCUCCAGUUCGUAAUCGUACCACCAUGAACGACUACACUCCAAACUCCAACCAAGGCACUACGAAACAAACUGAGAAACCGAUGGAGAAAAAGAGUAAACCUCGGAAGAAUCUCUACAGAGGUAUUCGCCGGCGACAAUGGGGAAAAUGGGCUGCUGAAAUCCGGGACCCUCAACAAGGCGUUCGAGUAUGGCUCGGGACAUACAACACACCUGAAGAAGCUGCUAAAGCUUACGACGAAGCUGCCAGGCGAAUCCGAGGCAAUAAGGCCAAGCUGAACUUCCCUCCGCCAUAUACGCCGCCACCCGCCAAGAAGCUCUGUGUCGAAACCACCGACUCCAAUCUUUCAAUCAAUUAUGAACCACCUUCGCCGUACGAGUUCAAGGCCACCACUGAGUCAACUCAGCCAAUGGCGCAUGGUCAAAUGCUCCCGCCGCCGUUGGAUUACGGUGGUCUCCACCGCCAUCCGGCUGUAGAUGAACACGAAUUCAAAGAACAAAUCUUGAACUUGGAGACUUUCUUGGGUCUCGAGCACGAGUCGACUCAGUUUGAUGAGUCAGGUGAUCUUUGGGCAUUGGAUGACUUCCCGGCUGUUUGAGCUCAAAUAUUGCAAUGAAAUUAAUCGUUAAUCAUGGGGCAAAUAAUGUAUAAAAAACCCUUUAUAUUUUUGACGUUUUUUAUGGAAGUUAUAUAAUAUUAAAACUCUAUAACAUCUUUAUUAAUUACAAAAA